CCUCACCUUCUCCCCGCCUCGCGAGGCCGUAAUUUGUCCGGUCGCGCUAGGGUUUUGCUUCUGGCUGCCGUGGCGGUCGAGUCCCCGGCGGCUAGAUAGGAUAAUGUUGUUGAAAGAUGAUGAUGCGAAUGCCGCCAUUGUUCCUUAGCCGCACCAGUUUGCAGCGCACCAGGGGGAAAUGCCCCUUGUUAGCUAGCGUAAUUUAAUUUAAUUUUCCUCCUGCGCUUGUGUGGAGCACUACGAUGGUGGGCUGUCUUGUUAUUAUUAUGCUGUAUGUAUGUAAUCUAGCCAAUUAAGUGUAAAAUUAGGUGUAUACUGUAAUUGUUCUAUGAAUUAUGAAAACAAAAAAUUGUUCUCUGAGACUCUGAGUUAUGAAAGCAAGAAUUGUUCUCUGAAUUGGGGUGGGGGGCCUGUUGGCAUAAUUUUCUUUCUGCACUUGUGUGGAACAGUGCUAUGAUUGUCUUGUUAAUUUGGUGUCACCUCUCCCAUUCUAGUCAAUCAAUUGUAAACUUUGGUGUGUAUACUAGUUGUUCUCCGAAUUAUGAAAUCUUUUUGUGCGAUUGUGGUCUUGUGGACUUGCGCAAUUAAGUGUAAAAUUAGGUGUACGCUGCGAUUUUCCUCUGAAUUAUGAAAACAGAAAUUGCUCUCUGAAUCGGGGAGGAUUUCUGCACUUGUGUGGAACAGUAUGAUGGUGAGUCAUCUUAUUAUUAUGCUGUAUGUAUGUAGACUAGUACUAUGAUUGUCUUGUUAAUUUGGUGUCAGCUUUCGUAUUCUAGUCGAUUAAGUGUAAAAUCUGGUGUAUACGGCAGUUAUUCUCUGCAUUAAAUAAUCUUUUUUUGCGGUUGUGGUCUUUUGGACUGUUCAAAGGGAAAGGCGAGUUAUCCAGACUUUGGCCAAAACAAGUGCUUGCACGGGGCACAUCUUACGAUCAGAUCACUAUUCUUUUUGUCAAGUCUAAUUGACUGUGUGUCCAGGACGUGAACAAGUCCCUCGACAUGAGUGGAAUUGGGAAGCCUUUAGGGUACCCUCCAACCCUCUUUAGUUCGAUCAAGUCAACUGAAUUUCCGAAAUCACAAAUAUACUUCAUUUGAUUGAACCAAGGAGGGAUGAAGGGUACUCUAAAGCUCACCACUUUGCAUGAUUGCAUCCCUGCUGGACUUAGUGAGGUUCCUGUCCAUAUAUACAACACAUGUACUGUAAAGAGCCUCGACGACCCAAGGGUGAUCUUCUCUUUCGACAUGGGUUAUGGCCUUGGUGUGCUGCACAUCGCAGCCGCCGGAGGGCAUCUUGAGGUUUGCAAAUACUUGGUGGAGGAACUCGGGGGAGAUGUGAAUGCUCCUGCUCCUGGAGUAGUAGACUUUGCAGGCGUGACACCCUUUAUGUUAUCUGCUCAGUCUGGCGAUGUUUCUACUGUGAAGUAUUUGCUUGAUCAUGGUGGUGAUCUAAUAAAAGCAGAUGCUAAAGGACGCACAGUUCUCCACCAUGCGGCAGGCAUAGGAAGCUGUAAGGUUACUGAGUUCCUACUCUCAAAAGGAGUACCCGUUGACAUAGACUGUGGCCGUGGUACACCACUCCAUCAAGCUGCUACCAAUGAACAUGAUAAAACAGUGAAGAUUUUGUUGGAACACCAUGCAGAUCCAAACACCACUGUCAUCGGAAUGGGUACUGCCCUGAUGGGUGCUUUAUUGUAUCGUUCUUUGAAGUGCAUGAAGCUGCUGAUUAAGGCCAGUAUUCUAUUUUCUAUAUCUUUUCAUUGCUUUGUUCCGAUUUUGCUUAAUCUACCAUCUCUGCCAUGCUUUUGUGUCGGUCUACAUGGAGAGGGAGCCGUGAAACAUUCUAUUCCACAAUCCUUUUUACAGGCUGGUGCUGAUGUCAAUCGAGGGGGCUCCCUUCCGAUGACUCCAUUAGUGUUCACUACAGGGUGGGGAGGCUAUACCAACUUUGUGAAGUUUCUGUUAAAGGCAGGAGCGGAUCCUAAUAUUCCUGAUGUUUAUGGUAGGUUACCGAUAGAGCUUGCUGCUAGACGUGACUGCAAGGAAGAAGUUGAAAUGUUGUUUCCUUUGACAUCCCCAAUUCCAACCAUCCCAAACUGGAGUAUAGAUGGAAUCAUCUCGCAUGCAAAAUUGGAAAGUGCAAAGCCACUGGGUGGAAGGCACCUUGAACAAACAAAAGCUGUACUCAAGUCGCAUGCAGAUCAGGCAUUCAGGCUCAAGGACUAUAAGUUGGCAUCAAAAGCAUAUGGUGUGGCAAUAGAUGCCGCGCCGACUGCAACAUUGUACGCGAACAGGAGUCUUUGCAAACUGCUGCUGGAUGAUGGUGAAGGUGCUCUGUCAGAUGCUCUCAGAUGCAGAAUGCUGCGACCUAACUGGGUGAAAGCUUGCUACCGUCAGGCUGCAGCUCACAUGCUACUCAAAGAGUAUAAGCAAGCUUGUGAUGCUCUCCUGGACGCUCAAAAGUUGGAUCCUGGAAACGUAGAGGUCGAGAGAGAGCUACGGAAGGCCAGGGAAUUAAUGAAAGCUCACGGUGAGGCUGACAAGUGAAGCGUGCUUUGUUAGGGAAACACUCUUUUUUGGCUUGGAUUAGAGUAGUUGAUCAACUGAAUGUGAUGGUACUUAUGUGACCAGAAGAAGGCUGGUGGUACCUAACUUGGAUUAGAGUCGUUGAAUUUCUAUAGUUCUUACUACUGCUACUUGUUGACUGCAUGCUGAGAGGAUUUGGUGUGAAAAGGUGCUGUAAAACUUGUUGACUCGCAUCACAAGUUUUAUCUCUGUUCAAUAUUUGCUGAGUUUUCAGACAUCAGUAGAGAAGAAAAAGUGAAGCAGUACUA
Molecule: messenger RNA, 2827 nt
Organism: Triticum dicoccoides
Lineage: Eukaryota; Viridiplantae; Streptophyta; Magnoliopsida; Poales; Poaceae
Product: ankyrin-1-like
Exons: 10
Coding region: 1107-2540 (477 amino acids)
Molecular function (GO): protein binding
Source: RefSeq, a predicted model, not a curated record